UUCAAACUGUUUUCCGUUACAAAACAACAACUUUAUUCCUAAAGAGCAAAUUCCUUGUUUUUUCUGACAAUUCAACGUCAAAUUCACUUACAAUCUUUUACAAAUGGCAUACAAUGAUCACAGCAGAUUCUAGUUACAGCCAGUGGCUUGUUUCUCUGUUUCACAAUCCUCACCACCGAAUAAAUCUGCAUGGAAAAUUGCAUUUCUUUCAAGACUUAUCAUCGCUCAACAAGAGCGAACGCAACAACACAAUGGACACACUGAAUCCCAUUCAUUUAAUUAGUUCCAGCGAUGAGGAUUCAAUGGCAACAACUGAAGAAAUCAUUGAUGUUGUUCACACUCUGCAGCUGCAAACCUGCCCGCCUGUUAUCAUCGAAAUGAAGAAAUGGAUUUAUUCGUGCUUGAAAAGUGAGGUUUGCUGUGACACCGGCUGUUGUGUCAAUGAAUACAAGACAUUGACACAGUUUUGGUAUGCUUGGUUUAUCAUCACAAUUCUGGGCGCUUUCCUCCUCGGUUGCUUCCAUUAUUACAAAAAACAAAAAAUGCGCGUUAUGCAUGCGCAGCAACAAGCUACAAGACGUCAUGCAUCACGCCUGCAGCAACAACAUCUCCUCAACGAACAUGUUAUGCAUGUACAUCCACCAGGGAACGUAGAAAACGGUUAUAUUAACUUCCUGCGUCAAUACAAUCACAAUUCGUCGGAUUUAAGACAAUCUGUCGAUGCGGAAGCUGCGCAUGCGUGGACACCACGGGUUAAUGAUGAUUAUCAUGAUCAACUCAUGGAUAGAGUGCUUGCAUGUGUCCGCGAACAGCGUUCGGCUUACAAUAAUGUUUUACAAGCCGGAUUGCAUGAGAUACAAAGUUGUAGAAGUGCUAGAAGACAGCCAUUGCAGUGUGGGUUGCCGCCGCCGAGUUAUGAUGCGUUGGUUAUGAAUAGAAAUGCGGCGGAAGAUGAACCACCGCCGGUUUAUCAUGAAGCUUGUAAAUUAAUCGCUGAGAAUGAGAACAGAAGAAUACAGACGGAGAAUAAUGAUGAAAAUGGACCAGAGAGGAGUUGUAAUGUGAAUAAUGUGGAUUGUAAUGGUCCCACACAAAUUUAAACGGUUAAAAGUAAGAAAACUCAGAAGAUAUUUGGGUUUUAUUUAAAAACUGUAAUUUUGGUGUGAAACUUGGUACAAAUUGUGUAUAUUUGUAACAUAUUUGAUGAAUAAUGGUGUAAAUUUGUUAUCAUACAUAUCAAA
Dalotia coriaria is the source of this 1241-nucleotide messenger RNA. RefSeq lists its product as uncharacterized. Bases 114 to 1100 code for a protein of 328 amino acids. Gene Ontology annotation, cellular component: cytoplasmic vesicle membrane. The record is from RefSeq and is a predicted model, not a curated record. The transcript has 3 exons. NCBI's taxonomy places the organism in Eukaryota, Metazoa, Arthropoda, Insecta, Coleoptera, Staphylinidae.